GGCAGCGCUGGCGGCGGCGGCUGAGGACGAGGAGGCGGCGGCGGCGGCGGUGGUGGUGGGCGACGCGAGGCGAGCGGCCCGCGACAUGGCGGCCGUGUACUGCGUGUGCCGCCUGCCCUACGACGUGACCCGCUUCAUGAUCGAGUGCGACGUGUGCAAGGACUGGUUCCACGGCAGCUGUGUGGGGGUGGAGGAGCACCAGGCAGUCGACAUCGACCUCUACCACUGCCCUAACUGCGCCAAGACCCAUGGGAGCUCGCUCAUGAAAAAGCGCAAGAAUUGGCACCGCCAUGACUACACUGAGGGCGGCGCCACCGGGAAGCCUGUGCAGACCGGCACGCCCGUCUUCGUUAAAAAGCUCCAGGGCCGCUCGUUUCCCAGCGCUGAGGAGGUUGUGCGGAGGAUGCCGGGGAGCCAGCUGACGGCGGACUACAUCAUCGAGAACGGAUUCACAUCGCCCAUCAUUGUGAGCAAGAAGGAUGGACUUGGCAUGACUGUGCCACCCCCUUCGUUCACGGUGUCCGACGUGGAACGCUAUGUUGGCUCGGACCGGAUGAUCGACGUGAUCGACGUGAACCGGCAAGCGGAUUUCAAGGUGACCAUGAAGGAGUUCUGCGAGUAUUACAACAGCACGUCGCGGCAGAAGGUGCUCAACAUCAUCAGCCUGGAGUUCUCCGACACCAGGCUGUCGGAUCUGGUGAAAGCGCCCGAACUUGUACACAAGCUCUCAUGGGUGGAGAACUACUGGCCCGAGGACGCGGUAUUCCCUCGGCCGUACGUGCAGAAGUACUGCCUCAUGGGCGUGCGCGACAGCUACACGGACUUCCACAUCGACUUUGGCGGCACCUCUGUGUGGUACCAUCUGCUCAAGGGCGAGAAGAUAUUCUACCUGAUCAAGCCGUCUAGUGCCAACCUGGCCCGCUACGAGCGCUGGAGCUCAUCGCCCAACCAGAGCGAGGUGUUCUUCGGUGACCUGGUGGACAAGUGCUACAAGUGCGUCCUCAAGCAGGGCCAGACGCUCUUUCUCCCCACCGGCUGGAUCCACGCGGUGCUCACGCCCUACGACUGCAUUGCCUUUGGGGGAAACUUCCUGCACAGCCUUAACGUGGAGAUGCAAAUCAGGGCAUAUGACAUCGAGACGAGGCUAAAGACACCAGAGGUGUUCAAGUUCCCGAACUUCGAGUCGAUGUGCUGGUAUGCCGGCAAGAGCCUCCUGGAGAUGCUGAAAGAGAUGCGUGAAGACGGCGACUGCCCGCGGACCCACGUCAUGCAGGGGGCUCGCUCCCUGCUCCACGCCUUCCGCGCGUGGACUCAGAAGGAGGUGAGUCUCGCGGCACCCGCCCUGUUCGGCUCCCAGCGAUGGGGCUACCUCGGAGUUUUGUCCCGGUCCUUGGCUCAUGACAGCUCCUCUCGAGCCGAAUGGCAUUGGGCUGAGACUAAACCUCGCUCUCUACUCCAUUUCCUUCACUUUCCCCACCCUUAUUUAUCCGUGCCAAAGUUAGGGAGCGGUGCACGAGUGACAUUACCCGUUGUUGGCGUGCGCCGGCAGAACGUGGAGCAGCACGAGCGCGAGAUCCCGGACAACCUGCGGCCGGGACAGCUCAUCAAGGAGCUCGGCAAAGAGCUGCAGCUGGGGGAGGUAAAGGUGACCCGGAAGCCAUGCCGCCAGUUAACAGGCACGGGCGAAGGGCGGAGGGCAGUGCUGAGCAGGACCGCCGCCGGGAAUCGGCGCGAGAGGGAGCGUGAGCGCUGCGGUGCCGGCGGCCGGAGGAAGGCGAAAAAGAAGACGACGAAGGAGAAGGUGAAGGUGAUUCCCAACCUCGACAUCCUGGAGCUGCACACCAAGGAGACGCUCAGGAAGAUGGUCAUACCCAAGAAGGAGAAGGACGACGUGCCGAGCUCGCUGCUCCGCGUCGUGUGGAGUCGUCCCGGCGAGCUGGCCAUGAUUGAGCCAGAACUCCGCACGCCGGAAGCUCGUCUCUCCUUCGUGCUAGCCAACGGCAAUGCGAACAGUGGCUGCGAAGGGCGUUUGCCAUGUAAGCGCAAGUGCGUCCCGGACAAGGCGCCCACGCGCAUGUCGGCACCGGGCUCCACUCCGCCGGCGGGUGGCCCCGGCGGCAGUGCAGGCGGCAGGGACGCGUACGCGUACGACUCGGACGAGGGCGCCACCGCGCGAGCCGGCGUUGGCGCGUCGCCGGCGCACAGAGCCAAGAGGAGCGACGCGGAGCCCGCCGAGUGCGCUGCUCUGGGGGCGGCCGUGAAGACGGAAGGAAGUGACGGACCUCGCGCGCCCAGCCCCGCUUGCUCGCCACGCCACCCCACCUCCUCCGGCGCACCCUCCCGGGAUCCUGACGGCAGCCGGGACGAGCGUGUCAAAGGGCGCCUGUGCGUGGUCGUCGUCAAGAAGGAGAGGGAGGCAUCGCCCGACACCAAGGAGACGGCGGCCGCGCCGGCGCUGGCCAAGCCACGGGGCGAAGUGAAGGCGCGCGUGCAGGAGUGCCCGCAGGGCUCCUUCCGCAUCAAGAUCGAGGCGGCGGAGAAGUCGAAGGGCAAGGAGUGCUCGCGGCCGAUCUUCUCCAUCAAGAAGGAGGGCUGCGGGCGGCGUAGCGGCAGCGGGGACCAGCGUGGCCGGGAGCUGCCCCAGCAGGGACCGCUGCGCAUCAAGAUCGAGAGGCGCGACAGGUCGGAGGGUGCGGAGCCCGUCAUCAAGGAGUGCCCGCGCGUCGCAGAGGUCAAGGCCGGUGGCGGCAGUGGUGGAGGUUCACGGGAGAAAGACAGGGGGCCGCGUGGAGAGAAGGAGCGAUGCAAGACCGCCGAUAGGGAUGCCUGCGGCGAGGGAGUCCGGGUGAAGCUGAAGAUCAAGGAGCAUGUGAUGAGGCCCGAGUCGGAGCGAGAGGACUGCCCGUCGAGAGGCCACGUCCAGCCAAAGAAGGAAUGUGGCAGCAGCGGUGACUGUAGCAACCCGAAAGUGAAGGAAUCGAUCAGUAGCAGCAGCAGCAGGCAGAAGGUGGAUGGCGAAGCAAGGUCCCAAGGCCUAGCACACGUGGAAGAGAAGGCCAAGCACAAUGAGCGGCGGGUGAUGGUGCCCUCCGGUGGUGGGGAGCUAUCGCAUGGCAAGGAGCACCGGCAGCAGCUCUUUGCGGAAGGCAAGGUGGGCCAGGAGUCCCCCAGCAAGGAGCUCAGGAAAGAUCCCAAUACCCCCAGGCAGCAGCUGAAGGAGACAUCGGCAGCAGCCGCAGUGGCGACGCUCGUCAAAACGGACAACGGGCAUUGCCGUGCGGGAGAGAAGCGGCUUCACCAGAGCCAGUCCGGCCCGACCGAGGGACCACGAGCUGAACCGAAGACGGGCGGCGCGGAGAGCGGGCAGAAGGUUCCACCCUUGAAGGAGCAGGCGCAGCAGGCACAGCAGGGAGCAGGAGAACCCAGGAUUAAGGGCUGUGGGGACAGGGGAGAGGUGCAGAAGAAUGGGUUGAAUGUGUUUAAGCAAAAGUCGUCUGAGAAUGGGGUUAAGAUUGAUGCGAGGCAGCAUCAGCAGCACAAAGGCCCUCAACAGCAGCAACAGCCUGAACAGCAGCAGCAACGACAUCACGCUCAGCAGCAGCAACAGCAGAAGCAACAAUACAAACAUCCUCAACAGCAGCAGCAGCACAAACAUCCCCAACAGCAACAGCUUCAUCAGCAACACAAACAUCUUCAAGAGCAGCAGCAACCCAAACACCCAAGACAGCAACAGCAGCAUCAGCAGCAGCCCCGGCAACAUCCUGCACGUCCGGCCUUGUGGCUCGACAUCAGGACAGAAGAGAAGCCAGCGGACAAGGGCCAUUCGGCAGUGAGCGAUGGCGUCGGCGCAGUCAACAAGCGGCACAUCCAGGAGCUCUGGCGUGGCCAAUCGUGGCUGGAGACACAGGUUAGGGACAAGCAGCAGCCGCAGCAGCGGUUUCACCAGCCGCAGUUUCAGCAGCAGCCACAGAAGCAGCUUUUACACCAGCAGCAGCCAUACCAGCAUCAGCAACCAAACCAGCAGCACACGGCUAACGCUUGCCUACCGGAUGCGGCAACUGCUCGCUCCCGACAGCGCUCUGGCGAGGAGCACCUAGCGAAAUGGAUGCCGGGCGCCGAACCUGGGAACUUGGCAUUUGGCGGUGGCGGUGACAGCCUGCUGGAGCAGCUAAGGGCGGUUUGUCAACAGGUUGGCGGACAGCAGGGGCCGGCUCGCAGGGCGGAGAGGAGGCCCAGCGAGCAGACGGGCGCCGUCUGCAGCGUUAUCAGGGCCACACCUACCUCUCCCAACGUCGAUGCAAUCCAGGGCAUGCUCGCCAUGGUCAACAUGCCCAUGGGCCCCAUUGGGCAGGCGGCGACGCACACGGCGCCGCACGGCCCGUUGUCCCCGCCGCCUCUCGCCCCCGGCCGCCUCCCGAUAUCCCUGCCGUCCACGGGCCGCUCCUCGCACGCCAGUGCACAGUCUGUUCCUGCCGGCUCCCACGUCACCUCGCCGUCCCGGAGGCACGCGGGCCCUGCGGCGCCGCCGUUUCUCAGUGCAUCCUUGCAGCCGGAAAUCCACCGAGCCACGUCGCCGCCCCCGCCGCUUGCCCCGCGCGCCAUCUCUCCGCCGCUGACGCCGGGCGGCCACGCGUCGUCUCGGCCCUCGACGCCGGCGGGACACGUGCGCUCGCCGCCAGGGUCGCCUGGGGAACACGCAUCCUCGCGACCGCCGACCCCCGGCGCCCAGGAGACUUCGCGACCCCCGACCCCCGGUGGGCAGGAAGUAUCGCCGCCGCCGACUCCAGGGCGCCAAGUGGCCUCGUCGCCACCGCCCGUGCCGUCUCUUUCCGUGGGGACGAGCGUGAUAGCGCGACCGCCCCCCAGCUGGGAGAAUGUCGCAGCGCAGCAGCAGCAUCACCAGCAUCAUCAUCAGCAGCAGCAACAACACCAGCAGCAGCAGCAACAACACCAGCAGCAGCAGCAACAACACCAGCAGCAGCAGCAACAACACCACCAGCAGCAGAAGGCGGUCAUCGACAGCCGUACGGCACCCUGGUGCCCUCCCCACGAGCAGCGAGUGGGGCCGUUGCCCCCCGAGUCAGGCGGCUACUCCUACGCCCACGCGCGCUACUCAACGGCGGACUGCCUCACCAGCGCCUUGUACGCACCGUUGCCAGCGGACGGCGGGCUGGCCUCGCGUCCUGGCGACAACCGGCCCCAGGCUCAACGGCAGAACUCGGUGGUGACGGCAGCCAGGACCGUGAUCUUUGAGGCGCCCCCGGUCUCGCGGGCGCCAAAUGGUCACAUUGUCCACGGCGACAGCAGCAGCACCAUCCCACCCUACGCUAACCGCACGCUAGCAGGGUACUACGGCCCGUACGGUGGCAGCGGUGCCGCUAUCGAGAGGCACCCAGCGCCGGAGAGGUGUGCUACAGCGCAGCCUCCACCACUCAGCCCGUGCAGGGCACCGCUCCCGGUGCCAGGAGGGCACCCGCUGGCUAGUUACCACGGCGCUGGCGCCAGACCUAUGCCAUCGUACCACCCACCACCGCCGCGAGCCGGCGCGCCGAGGCAGGCGAUAUCCGGCCGCCCCCCCGGGAGCUUUGACGGCCACGCGCUAGGCCAUGUGGCCCCGCCGCCCUCCACCCUGUACGACAGCCGCGUGGCCGUGCGUCCCCCGGUCUCCGCGGCGCCGGAAGAGAAGGUUCCGAACCCGCCGCUGCUGCUGAGGGGACUGUUUGACGUGGGGGAGAAAACGAGGAUGAAGCACAGCCAGUCGUUGGAAUCUGCCUACAUGUUCUCCUCUUCUGACUCGGAAGAGGACGAGCCGAAGUUGAUGAUCAGUGAGACGCUCUCGCGGGAAGACACGUGGAUGCCGAGAGAUGAGCUGGAACUGGAAGCGCCGCGCCGCGACUGGUCGCUGCAGGCGGGGCUCAGGACGGCCGAGGCAGAGUGCCGCCUCACCCAGGAACUGCCGCUGUCGCCGCCCAUCAAGAGGCUUCGGCUGUGGGACUCCGACCGCGCACCAUCGGAUGGGACGGGUCAAGUUUGCCGGACCGGCGGCGCCGACCGGGAGCGAUCACCAGACUGCGUGGAGGACGACAGCGACUCGUCAUCGGCGGGAGGCGGUGGUGGCGGCGCAGCCGAUGGCAGGACGGCGCUGCUCACUGGACUGGAGAGCCCCACCGACAGGGGGUUGAAACGUCCUAAGAAAGGGAUGGCGACGGCAAAACAGCGCCUGGGGAAAAUCCUCAAACUCCACAAGAACGGCCGCAUGCUGCUGUGAGCGACGGGGGCGCCAAACCUCGCUGCGGACGCUUCUGCACAUUCAGGGCCUUUGCUACGAUCACGUCGCACCGCCGUGACUCACUUUGAGAAAUGUUUUUCUUCGUCAUCGUUUGUGUAUUUUGUCUUGUUUUUCCGUUUUGUACUUAACGAACUCGAAUUAUUAUUAUUUUUAGUUGUGCCGUCAAUUACGGAAUGAGGUGUGCGCGAUGAAUUGAAUCGGUUCUGGUGAAGUGGAUUGAAUUUAUUUAAUGGAGCUGCUUGCAGUUUUCAGUCUCUGGGGUCUAUUUGGUGCUGUGGAAUUGUCUGGAUCGGACGAGAUCACGGGUUUUAAACCGGGUCUCCCGAUCCCUUCUCAACCUAUUGCCUGAAUAAUUGUUGCUCUGGCUUUGGUGCUAAUUGUAGAAGAGAUGAUUUCAAUUGCGGUACUCCUGCCUGGUCACUGUGGGGGGUUAUGGGGGGGGGGAUGACAGCUCCGGCAGGUGAGCUCUCUGCUCCCGCUCGUCUCAAUGUGCACGUUAAAAAUAAAUGCACUGCGUACCCGGUGUGCAAGAGAGGAGGAGGGAACCGAGCUUAGAUACUUGCACAUAAAAGUGCUUUUUGAAGCUGGUGAACAACCACGAGCGGAAAAAGCCCGCUUUUAACGUGAGAGCUGACAAAAAAGUAACAUUCGUCAUUAUUUUACACUAAAAUCCCACCAUGGGAGGGCUGCGAUUUGCACUCGAGCGAUCGUGGGGCGUGGGCGCGCUGCGAGGCGCGUCCACGGCAAAGCAGAACUCGACCUCACACGGAGUGAGGAGGGGGUCCCACGUUUGCCGCGCCGCUCGAACCGGAUCUGGUGUGUCUGCCAGGCUAUGCCGGGGCCGCUACGAUAUCACGGUUGGGAGCAGUCUUGUCUAAAAUCCAGCACGCGUGCACGUUUUUGUUUAUUUUGUUUGUGGCAUCCAGUUUUAUUCCGCGUUUGGAGAAAGGGGGGGAAAUAACAGGCGAUACGACGAGCAAGAUAAACGUAAAAUGCGGAUCGCACGAAUGCACGACAUGUCCGUGUUGGAAACUCAUUCUCGGAACCGGUGAUUUUUUUCCCUCGUUAUCUUCGACGAAGUGCUCAGGUCUUAAAACACUCGUUUUUCACGUUGGACGCUGCUUUGGUUUUUGUUUUGAAAGUCGUCGCCGGAAGUUUCUCAGAGUUGACGUUUGUCUGGGGUAGAACCGCAGUGACGCUUGCGUUGCUUCUCAACCCGGUCACUCUGCCCGCACGCACGUACGUAAAAGGGCGUACCCACGGUGAAAUAUGUUCCUAGUUUUGCUUCCACGUUUCCCCGUUUUAAAGGGCAGGUUUGCCCUUUACAAACUCGGAAGCGAGUUCUGGAGUCUUCUCAAUAUAGCGGGGACUGAUUAUUGAGAACAAUAAACCUAAAAACUAAAUAUUCAAAACUGCUUCCACUUGAAAUGUGUGCCACAGAACCGUAACCGAUCCAUUUUAGGCACCACUGUGUUGCAAAAUGGUAAGUGUGGCUCAAACGCUUUAUUUCCUUAAUUUAAUUUGCAUUCUUAAGUUCUCGUGACAAAACAAGCAUCUCUCCGAUGCGUUUUCCGAUUGUAUCGUGAGAUGUUUGGCAAGGUGUCUUGGCAUUUUGCAUCACGUGCUGAGACUGAAUUCAGUUCCUGAAGCAGCUCCCCAGCACAAUUGCAAACAAACCUUUGCAGACGCAGAGAUGCCAUGAGACUGACCGCAAUGUAAGGAAACAACAAACGCAUCCGACCGUUGGAUCAAAUUUCCACUCCGAGUCGUGACAAGUCAUGGAAUUGACGAGGACAUUAAUUGUUCCGCCCCUACCAAAGCGGCUUUGACACGGAAUGCCUAGGCUGACGUGCGUGCAGAGUUGGGUGAUGUCGAGGAGGUACGCAAAUGCCACAUCGACCCCGAAAUGUUCAGAAUUAUUGGGGUUUUAUUUUUCUUUUGUUGCAGCUGGCUGAACAAGCCAAAAAAAUCACGUCUGAAUCAAUCACCACGGUGGCUCUUUGGUUGUAAAUACACGUUGUAAUUCUAAUCUUAAUGCGGAACAAACUUUUUUUAUAUAUAAACAGUGAUGAUCAUAAUGAUGGCGUAGGGGAAUAAAUAAACUGUGGGAAGUUACGGAGAAGAGCAUGUUUUACAGCACAACAGACCAUUGCUCAGAUUCUAAGCUGUGGAGGUGGAAAGCCGAUUGUUGAAUUUAGGUAAUCCCUGUAGGAAGAAGUCUGGUGGAUUUCGCUCCUCGGUUAUUCAUUCAGGUUUGCCAUGUGUACAUACUUGUUACUAAAUUGCCAGUAGGGUUGCAUUGUAGGGACCCCUGUUUGCCCUGUUAGUGUUAUUUAUCUGUUGGGACAAUUUAUUUGUAAAUACCUAAUCGAGAAAUUUUCAAUUUCUGACCGGAUUUAUUUAUUAAGAUUUUUUUUGUUUGAUAUUUUUUUGUAAUGGCUGUCUUGGCUUUUUUUAUUUUCUCUACGUUGAAUUUGUGUCCAUGUGGUUUUUUGGGUCGUUUUGUCUCGUUACGUAUGAUGCCCGUGUCGGUCUCAUCUCGGUGCUUGUGCGGGCGCACUAUUUAAUAAUAAGACGAUGUAUAAAGCAAACACAACAAUGGAAAAGGAUGAUGGAAUUUUGUAGAAGCGGACGAUUUUAUUAAAUUCACAAAACAGUAUUUUUUUUUCUUAACCCGCGAACGAACACACGAACAAAUAAUUAUUGCGGCGGGUCCUCGGCUCAGGGACAGCGGCGGACCCUCGUGGGGGGCGCGAGGGAGCUCAGGUCUUUUCUCGCUGGGGACUUGGGGAGGGGGGGGGGCCCAGCAAGCCUCUGCGAGCCCCUGCCGCACCACCCAGGGGAGCGAGCGUGUGUUUCAGUUGUUGGGAGCGUUCGGUUUGGGGCUGUUGUGUGCCGCGACUUGGUGCCCAGCCGUUGAACAUUUACCCACACGUCCAACUGCCCAGCCAAUCGGCUACCCACACCCCCAUCCAUUCACUUAUCCCCUCCCACUCUACUUACUCUCAUACAUACCAACUCAGCUAUCCACUUACCUACUCAUUCAAUAACCACUUUCAUCUGCACACUUCCCCACAUCCCUUCGUAGCAACCAUCACAUUCACAUAGCCACUCGAUGUAUUCACACACCUGAGUAGACACUUGUAUUCACACCAGCCCAUGCACUUAUCUGCUUGCUUAUCUGCCCACUCACCAUCCAUUCGUGCACCCAUCCUCUCGCCGAUUGCCCUGCCUAUAUACUCAUCCACUCUCACAUGAAUCCACCUAUCACUCAUCUACAUGUCUACUACACCGACUCGCCUACCCAUGUACACACCAACUCAUCCUCUAAUUUAUUACCCAACUAUUCACUUGCCCAGCCACUCAACCCACUUACAUGCCCAUUUACCCAUUUACACCUCCUGCCACUAACCUACCUACCUGUCUCCCCAUUCGCACGCCUCUCCAACCCACUCACCUGCUUCCAAGCCCAGCAAUGAGGGAAUGUCGCUCGCUCUCAGGACCUCACUCGGCCACUCGUCUAUGCAACGCCAGGCGGGGGCGGGGGCGGUGGCGGCGGUGGCGGAGGCGCAGACCCCCACCCACCCACCCCCUUCCCGCCCCAGAAGGGCAGAGCCCACCGCCCCUUGCCCAACGCUCGACAGCAAAAAAAAACCCACAACAGCAGCGUUCCGUACGACCUAAACAUGUCUUGUCUUAUGCCGUCUGUUAAUUCCUUACAAUUUACAUGGUGCAGGGAGGGAGAAAUGUAUUUGGCGAUGGCAGUGGCCAGUUGCAUAAAACACCUUCAGUGACAUUGUAUAUCACUCGUUUUGCAUUGUUGUAGCACACUGGUUAAAGUAUAUACAAGCCAAAACUCUUGUUCUGUCCACAUAAAUAAAAUGUUCUUGUCCAUCGGCCCAUCGGCUUUGCAGACCAAUACUCUCCGAGCAACAUUUGAAGCAACAAUCUCUGGUCCCGUUUCGACAUGGGUCUCGUCAGCAGUCAGGCUGGCUAAUGUUCACCUUGUUUCUGUUUAAUUGGUGCAAGUUAAGGGUGAAAAAGGGUAUUUUAUGCAACCGCCCACACGCGACACCCAGGCUGUUACGGUUGGCUGAGGCAAAAGAGAUAGUGGUUUUAAGUCGGGAGAGAGUUUCCCUGUGGCCAAAAUGCCACAGGGUAACGCUUAGCCCAUUUGAAACUAUAGCUGGUGAAAAGGUGGUGGUGGGUGUUUGGGGGCUGAUGAGUCACAAUGUAUUACUAAUUACAUGUGACCAUAACAAUGGAGCCUUUAAUGCGAUAGAAAAUAAAUAUUGCCAUUUGCGUGAUCAGAAGUUGUUCCACGUGUAAUGCCCCAUUUUGUGUUUUUUAAUUGGUACACCGGGAGUGCCAGGUUUUUCUGAUGGUAUUUUAUUCUAGUUGCGCAACAUGGUUUGACCGAUCGUUUGCACAUCUGCAACAUAGUCAUAGGGCUCCAUUAACUUAUCGGCGAUAUAUUUAUUCUCCGUUUUUUUGCAACAACAUACUCAUGCAUGGAAAUGGUGUAAAUGUAUUAAGGUGGUGGUUGGGGUAAGAUGUCAAUCUGGCUCCGUGUCUUUUCCUCAAACAAGACCAAGGCUCCGAUCAUUUCAAUUAAAGGCCCUGAGCCAGUGAUCACAAUUUCACAAUCAUGUGCCAGGCUUCGGUCAACAGAACAAAUCGCUGCUGGCCUCCCGCAAGUGGUAUUUAAUUUAGCUCUCAGCCUCUCAUUGCGUUGAAUACUUUCCCCACAGCCCUAUCCACCUCGGGCGUGAAACGGCCUCCCCUCUGGUUUUAUUUGCAAUGUAAUAUGGGGACAAUUGUUUUAUUCGCGCCAUUACAGCAAGGCUCUCACGAAGGUGCUACGUUUCACAGAUGGAUGUAGUCUGCUAGUAGAGGGCAAUGUUGCUACGUGAUUUCAACCAAUUUAAGUAAUUGGCGCAUGUGUAUGGCUCCAGUUUCCAUUCAUGUGGCAAUGAGGCUCCAUCAGCCCCCACCCUAUCCCUCCAACCUGUAUUUCCGACCUCAUUGCACUGUUCGUAUGCGGCCACGGAACGGGGGGACGUUUUGAGGUAACACAAAACCCAAAGGACAAGCAGCUCUUUCAAGGUACCCACUAGGGAUGUUCUCAAAUUUCGGAUUAAUCUGAAAAGUCCAAACAAAUCUGUCUCCGGUACGAAAUUUCGGAUCAUCAGAAAUUUGACGUUACAAAAUGUGACAUCACUAAAGUCCCACCGCAGGAAGUAAUGUCACGAAAGGAACUUUUUGUGGCAUUGGGCAAUGCCACUAUUGUCGGCGCUAAAAGACGUACACGUUUUACAUAAAUGUAAAUAAUACAAAACGCAAAAGCGAUCCGAAUUUUUCCUUAAAUUCAAAACCUUAAAUAUUUUCAUUCGGAACUCAUCCCUAUUACACACCGAGGCUGUGUGUCCCAUACUGUCUGGCACAAGUUUGAAGCUUCCUAAUUAAAUACACAUUUAAAAUCACGAUCUGGACACGCUGUCAGAGCAGUGUGGUGACGUUGCUGCAUUGACGUUGCUUAAAGCGCUCCAAAUAAUGCAAUUGACUAUCAAGUAUUUUUCUGGGUAACGAAGCUUCAAACUUAUGUUAGCCUGGCACACGCAGACUUGGCAAUUUAUUUAAAAGAUGAGCGCUGUUCUUUGGCUUCCUUGAACGAUGGAGUCAUGACGAGAUGCGCGUCGGGGCAGGCGGUGCUAUAAUGAGAAAGUGGUGCUAUGAUGGCGAACGAUGCACUGGUGAUGCCACAUUAGGGGGUGAGCUUUGGCCAUAAGUAUAUUUCAUUGUCCUCGUGCCCAGCUUUAUCUUAAACCCUGGCCAACACUCUUGCCCAAGGCUGCAUGUGUAUGUGACGUGAACGCUACUAACUCUUACCCCAAUACGAGCAUUAGUCAUCUAUUUGUCCUAAUUAGCUUCUUGACUGCUCACUUUAUUUCUAGCAUAAACUAUAUCGCAGCUCAUACCCAAAAAUCCCAACCCUAUCCCCUAAUUGUAUCAUCCUUAUUGAUAACCGCAAGUCAUUACCCUAGAAACUCCAGCACAUCUUAAUCCAUCAACUAUCGCAAACACUAAACCACAUCGCAUGUCCACCGGUGAGUCUAUGCCCUGUGUGAAUGUAGUUUGUGGGUGUAGACCAGAUAGUUUGCUUGUUGGUACCAUCCGAAUUGGCAAAACUUUAGUGCUAUAUUUACUUAAUUACGUGAUAUUUUUAUAUAAAUUAGAAGCUAGACCAUAAUUCAGACUUUUGAAAAGUUGAACUUGACAGUCAAAAAUGCAAUCGCACAUUGCCAGAUAUAUAACAUGGACAUUGUUGAAAGAAACGGAGCAAAAACUUCGAAGUGCGCAAGAUGCCUCGGGAGAUGCACGCUUGGAAUUGGUGAUAAACACGAGUAGCACAUGGAUUAGGGGCACAGAUGUGAAUCCGAGACACGGUGGCCGUUGAGACGAGUGGGCCUGGACAGAGCACGUCGCUAGUAGUGAUGAUGGCCGGUGGUGUGGUCGUGGACUUUUAUCUCCCCAGGUGUGACCAUUUUGAGACGGCCGAGGUCAAUAGCUGGCGACAGGAGAGAAACGGCAGGCCGAACACAUGACAGAUCAUACAUAUGACAGAUCAAUAUGAAGGGAUUAAUAAAGGUAAAUAACGUCUUAAGGCUUAAAGACUGGUGGAAUCCGAUGAGCUAUGAAGUUCUUUUUUCGCAGAAGUCAUGAAAAAAACAAGUGCAAAUUAACUCAUUAGGCAGAAACAUAUUGGAAACCGUUUCAUUCAAACUUUCAUUCAUUAUCGACGAUCGUUUAAUCGAGAUUAGCCAUAUACUGCAUAAGCAGGACCACGUUGGUCCAUGUCAAUAUACAUUAUUGUGGAUCAAUGAGCAUUCUGUAAGCUCGGCAAUGGAUUAAUUUUGUUUCACCCUACGUUGCAAGGGGUUAAACGCACUAAACUUCAUGGCAGAUCUCUUGAUAGCUUUGAAAAAAAAUGGACACAUUUAGGUAUCCCUGUCGGAAGGUAUCUAGAUUUAAAGUCUAGGUCACAAUUAUUGUUACAUUGAUCUAUGUUUAUAUUGCAAGGCCAGAAAGAAUGGAAGACAGGAUUUCAUGUGAUCUGAGCUGUUAUAAACAGAUGUAUAGAUGACACAGCAUCUAUUAUGGGCAAUGAAGGUGGGUGUCAAGUUAGUAGUGAGUUCGUGAAGUAAGACAUUUCCGAACAAGUAACCGACUCGAUAUGUAACUUCUUUGUUAGGAUUUGUACGUGUGCUGAAUGUCAGGUGUGAGUUCAGCCAGAUGGCCCGAGAUAUUUCGCAGGAUUUUCCAUUGUAGAACCGCAAAGCGUUUUUUAAGAUAUUGUGACAAACGUUGGGGAUCUAAUGGAACAUGUGGCUAAGAAAAGAUAAGCGUUUGGUUUUGUGUUAAGCAGAAGUUUUGAGGAGAUAAGGUCCCUUUGGCGUCUGUUAGAAUCCAGUCAAAACUACUGGACAUCUGUUAAAAAAGAGCUUUAUAGCUCAUCGGAUUCCUCCAGUAUAAAUACAUAAUUAAUUUCAUCUCCCAAUGAGACAGGCAUGUGUAACAUCGUUGUCAGCGUAGAAGUGCAGUAUGGAGAACAUCUUGAGCCAGAAUUUGUAUUUAAAUAGAGAACAGGAGCAGGCUCAGUAUUAAUCCUCGAGAAACUCUUGGAGAUUGACUUUUUGAAUAUAAAAUGUUGCUGUCUUCUCGAGGUAGUUUCAAAGCCAGCCAAGGGCCUUUUCAACGACUUAAUAGUCCGUCAUUAUUUAAUUCUUUUGUUACAAAAUGUGAUGAUCAAGUUUAUUUUGUUUAACUAGGUGAGAACUCAAACAGACCAGGAUAGAGACUUGAGUUGCAACGGUGACCUGGUUCACCAAAAUUAUCGGACGAAUGAAUGCUCUUGAAAAGUUGAAGAUAGCCAAUCAUUAUUUUAUCUAUAAAGCAAUAUGAAUCAUUAGAUAAUAUAGUAAUUAUUUGGUUAUGUGGAGAGCGGAUAUGUGAAGGGAACUUAAUCCUAUUGUGUUAUAUUCUUAAUGACGAUCAUGAUUAUUUUUUAUAAUUUAGUGUUCUUCGGGUACUAUGUCCUGGUCUGCAGCCUGACUACUUUGAGUUACAUUUGAGUCCUGUCUCUAAAUGUGAAAUGACUAAAUUGACAAAAUAUCCAAAACUUUUGACAGUUGCUUGGAAUGCAAAAAAGCAUGUAGUCAUUUCAAAUAAUUAGACACUGAGUUGGAUAAAACUGGCAGUGAAAGAGAUUGUGCAGAGGUUUGAAAGAAUCCCAUUGGGUGCCGUUCAGGAGAGGAUUAGCCACCACGGAGAUGGAGCGAUGACUUCGGUUCAUGAGUGACAUUUAAUCGUGGCACAAAGCUCAUACGUGCCGUAAUGCAACGGUCAGCGUGUAGGGAGGGCUUCUCCCAGCAGUGGAUAGACUGGCUCUUCAUGACGACAGUUUUUCAACUUCAGAUGGUACCAAUAUCAGCUCUGGCUACUGGACUUCAUUUGGCGAUAUUUGUGAUGCAUUUGUCCCCUGUUUUAUCAUUGUCUUGGGAUGAUUACUCCAUCCUAUCACGGCGCCUGGACCUGUACCUCUUUCCCCAUAGCUCAUGCACAGCUCCAUUGACGUGUGACGAGUGCGAUGGACACUGUGUGUGCGUUUUGUACUAUUAAUUCCUGGAUUUAUUUUAAUUGAUCACGUGGGCUCUAAUGGACCCCGCCACCUAUCCAGAAUUAGUUCUGGAAAUAGUGUCUUCAAAAUGCAGUGUCCAGGUAUUACACCAUCUGUAGCAAUGUUGAUUAUGCAGAUGAUAAUUAUUGUUUAAAUUAAAUUGAUUGCACGGUCGGGUGAGUGUGUGGCAAGUUAAUCAAUUGCGAUGUUUGUUUAAUUGUAAUAGAUAACGAUCCAACAAAACGAAUCUCAAUGCAAUGCAAAAGGUUUUUGGUUUUACAAACUGCAUUUAUGCUUAAGCCUCUGCCGCAACUUUUGCAAUGUUUUUUUAUCGAGUCGCUGAAUUUGUUUUGUGAACCUUAUCAUUUACAAAGAGAAUCGAUCACUGCAGUCUUUUGUAACGGAACAGCUGCCGCCUGUAAUCGACAUAGGCGUGGGCGAUUCCACGUGCUAGCGGGGGACGUGGGAUUCGUCCGCACGGCGGAUAUCGCCCCCAGCGUCUCACGGUAUAGAGAGGGCUCAUCAAUGCAAACAUUCAUAUCCACUUUUGUACGACAUUGACGCAACAGUGUUUCACACAAAAGCCAUAAGCGCACUCCUUUCCCUCGCGUGCGCGAUGGAAGGGCGCCGUAAGGAGGUCUGAAACGGCACACUUUCUCAGUUUUGCCAAGACUCCGUUGGGCUACGUUCACUUUCUUUAAGAUCCGUUGAAGCGACCCCCCCCCCCCCGUUAACCUGUCUAGAGUUAUAUUGAAGUCAUUGCCAUCGCUGAUCUCAGUGUUGGGAACAACCAUUCACUUGCAUAGAUCUCUAAAGGCCACCUCCGUUCAAUAUAGUGAUGGCCUUUAACUUUCAUUGAGGUGGGGUACGAAGGCGAUGUCCGUUCACUGUCCUCAACAUUGGUUACUCAGCCACUCGCUGGAAUAGAUAUUUAAAAUUACAUUAAUUCACUCUUUUUAGAUAUUACAAAGGUGACCUCAACCAACUCUGUAAAUAGAACUCAGUAUUUUUGCAAUAUUUCCAACCGUUAACUUAUGGAUAUAAUUACAAUAUGGUUAUAUUUAGGGUCUAAAUGCAAAAAAUAUUGAUGCUUUACAGCAACUAUUGAAACUAUUAUACUUCAACAUUGUAAAAUCGCGGGAGAUGGGUUUCUCCCUGCUACACCAACGGCAAAUUCACGGCAUAGUAACAACAAUACUAAAUAACAAUCGGAAUAGUACAACAAUACUAAACGAUCGUGAACACGCGGACACGCAAGUCGAACACGAUCGCAGAGGUCGCUUAAACGGGUCUCUUAAAUUAUCGUCGGCGAGUCGCCCACAAUGCUCGGCUCGCUUGCGAGCGAUGCUGUAAGCCACUCGACAGCGUAUUCAAGCGGACUCCGGGGAGAGCGCUCUUCCAGUCGAGGAGGCUACGUGGAGCCGCCGUGCGUACGAACGUCGUCGGUGUCGCGAUUACGUUGAGGCCCUACGUCGUCGUCUCUUUUCGGUUUUAACGUUUUUCCUUCGACCCCCCAAUCCAAACAGGGCCGUCCUAUAAAACGGCCGCGCGAAGGUGCUAACCGGCUGCGGUGGUUUUGUUUCGUUUUCGUGACUGCGCGUCGUCCUGGCAGGAGGAGGAGGAGGGGAUGACAUGAGAAGAUGAUGUAUUGGGGUCGAGCGUGGUCGGUUGUAUAUUUUUUUGGCCCACCGUCUCGGCGUUCACCGAGGCUCUCCCGGUUGGCUGCGUGACGCCGCCGAGACGGCGUGCAGACACCCUGCACCCCCCUCUCCCACUGCGUCCUUGUCCGUCCAUCCGUCGUGUUUAGGGGGUUUCGUUGAUUGAACGUCUUCUGUGACCUGAUGGGUGAUGGGGGGGGGGGGUUAUUAUUAUUAUUGUUGGUAUUGUUAUUUUUCCAUGUUUGUGGGGGUCUUGAUUUAGAGUGUAAACUAGAAGGACUUGAAGUUUCUUAACGAUAAUUUUAAGAAUGUUGUGUGUUGUACAGCUUUCUGUCGAUGGAGUGUUUUUGACAGUUGGAUAGUGGCAGCUUUAAGAAUUUCUUUUGUGGAAAAUUUGAAUUUUAAAUAAAUUGGUGGGUGAAUGAG
Messenger RNA from Petromyzon marinus (sea lamprey), 17050 nucleotides. Lineage: Eukaryota; Metazoa; Chordata; Hyperoartia; Petromyzontiformes; Petromyzontidae. The record is from RefSeq and is a predicted model, not a curated record.